AUGUCUUCGGAGGUCGAGAAGGCACAAAAAGCUGGAGACACCGCGGAACCCACUAUAUUUACCAAAAUAAUCAAUCGCGAAAUACCAGCAAAUAUUAUUUAUGAAGAUGAUUCCUGUUUGGCGUUCAAAGAUAUAUCACCCCAAGCUCCGGUUCACUUCCUUGUUAUACCCAAGCGGCGGAUUUCGAUGCUGGACUCUGCACAGUCUGGAGACGAGCAGCUACUGGGCCAUAUGAUGAUGGUGUGUAGCAAAGUGGCUCUUCAGCAAGGUUUGAGCAAUGGCUACCGUGUGGUAGUGAAUAAUGGGCGCGAUGGAUGUCAGUCUGUCUUCCAUCUUCAUCUACACGUUCUUGGAGGUAGACAAUUGGGCUGGCCUCCGGGUUAG
This is a messenger RNA of Echinostoma caproni, 384 nucleotides long. Lineage: Eukaryota; Metazoa; Platyhelminthes; Trematoda; Plagiorchiida; Echinostomatidae. The record is from the annotation of a GenBank genome assembly.